Messenger RNA from Neofelis nebulosa (Clouded leopard), 2435 nucleotides. It is a transcript of the gene DDX52, whose product is annotated as DExD-box helicase 52. The record is from RefSeq and is a predicted model, not a curated record. Bases 42 to 1835 code for a protein of 597 amino acids. The transcript is spliced from 15 exons. NCBI's taxonomy places the organism in Eukaryota, Metazoa, Chordata, Mammalia, Carnivora, Felidae. Gene Ontology annotation, biological process: maturation of SSU-rRNA. Gene Ontology annotation, molecular function: ATP binding; nucleic acid binding; RNA helicase activity.
CUGCGCAGGCGCCCUGCGGUCGCGGAGCUGUCUGGGUAAAAAUGGAUGCUCACGAUCUCUUUCGCCGGCUUGGCGUGGGGGCCAAAUUCGACGUGAGACGUUUCUCGGCGGACGCGGCGCGAUUCCAGGUAGGAAAAAGGAAAUAUGACUUUGAUUCUUCAGAGGCGCUGCAGGGACUGGACUUCUUUGGAAACAAGAAGUCUGUCCCAGGUGAGUUUGGAGCAUCAAGAACUCAUCAGGAGCUUCAAGAUGAAGAGAAAAAAGAAAGCCUAACUGAAAGGAAGAGGGAGCAGACCAAAAAAAAGAGGAAGAUGAUGACUUCAGAAAUUACUUCUCAAGAAGAAGGUUCUAUACAGUGGAUAUCAUCUGUGGAAGCAAAAAUUGAAGAUAAAAAAAUUAAAAGAGAAAAUAAACUAACUUCAGGGAAGUUGGAGAAUCUCAGAAAAGAAAAGAUAAACUUCUUCCGGAAUAAACACAAAAUUCAUGUCCAAGGAACUGAUCUUCCUGACCCAAUCGCUACAUUUCAGCAACUUGACCAGGAAUAUGAAAUCAAUUCUCGACUACUUCAGAACAUUCUAGAUGCAGGCUUCCAGAUGCCUACACCAAUCCAAAUGCAAGCCAUUCCAGUUAUGCUGCAUGGUCGAGAACUUCUGGCUUCUGCUCCUACUGGAUCUGGAAAGACUUUGGCUUUUAGCAUUCCCAUUUUGAUGCAACUAAAACAACCCACAAAUAAAGGCUUCAGAGCCCUGAUUAUAUCACCAACACGAGAACUUGCCAACCAGAUUCACCGAGAGUUAGUAAAAAUCUCUGAGGGAACAGGAUUCAGGAUACACAUGAUACACAAAGCAGCAGUGGCAGCCAAGAAAUUUGGACCUAAAUCAUCUAAGAAGUUUGAUAUUCUUGUGACUACUCCAAAUCGACUAAUCUACUUAUUAAAGCAGGAUCCUCCAGGAAUAGAUUUAACAAGUGUUGAGUGGCUGGUGGUAGAUGAAUCAGACAAACUGUUUGAAGAUGGCAAAACUGGGUUCAGAGACCAGCUGGCUUCCAUUUUCCUGGCCUGCACAUCCCAUAAGGUCAGAAGAGCUAUGUUCAGUGCAACUUUUGCAUAUGAUGUGGAGCAGUGGUGCAAACUCAACCUGGACAAUGUCAUCACUGUAUCCAUUGGAGCAAGGAAUUCUGCAGUAGAGACUGUAGAACAAGAGCUUCUCUUUGUUGGGUCUGAGACUGGGAAGCUUCUGGCCAUGAGAGAACUUGUUAAAAAGGGUUUCAACCCACCCGUUCUUGUUUUUGUUCAGUCCAUUGAAAGGGCUAAAGAACUAUUUCAUGAGCUCAUAUAUGAAGGUAUAAAUGUGGAUGUUAUUCAUGCUGAGAGAACACAGCAACAGAGAGAUAACACAGUCCACAGCUUCAGAGCUGGAAAAAUCUGGGUUCUUAUUUGUACAGCCUUGCUAGCCAGAGGGAUUGAUUUUAAAGGUGUGAACUUGGUGAUCAACUAUGACUUUCCAACCAGCUCAGUGGAAUAUAUCCACAGGAUCGGUCGAACUGGAAGAGCAGGGCAUAAAGGAAAAGCUGUUACAUUUUUCACUGAGGAUGAUAAGCCAUUAUUAAGAAGUGUUGCCAAUGUUAUACAGCAGGCCGGAUGUCCUGUACCAGAAUACAUAAAAGGUUUCCAAAAACUACCAAGCAAACAAAAGAAAAAGAUGAUUAAGAAGCCAUUGGAAAGGGAGAGCAUUAGUACAACUCCAAAAUAUUUCUUAGAAAAAGCUAAGAAUAAACAGAAAAAGGUCACUGGUCAGAACAGCAAGAAGAAAGUAGCUCUUGAAGACAAAAGUUAAAAACAAACUUUCUAAAAGACUUUAUCAGAAAUGUAGUUUAAUGAUCCCAGCAUGAAUGUUGUUUUCAUGGAAUACUUCAAAUCCUGUAAUCACCUGUAACAUUUGAAAGCAACUACAAGAACAUGGGACUGAUGAAAAAUGAUCCUAAACUAUCAAUGCAUCAUGUCAAAUUUCAAUUUGUUGGUGACUUUUAACUGAUUACACAAUGGAAAUAACAUUCAUUGACAUUUCUGUGGUUUGAAUCCAGAGAGAUACUUCUUAUAGAAGAACAAAAGCUUAUGCUAAAAUUAACACCCAAAUGUGGUGAACUCUUAAGGAAUUUUCCCUUCAAGUAUGAAGGAAGGUGUGAUGUAUGCUGUGGAGAGUCAUCUGGAACCAGAUUUAAAAGUAAAGCCUUGAGGGGCGCCUGGGUGGCUCAGUCGGUUAAGCGUCCGACUUCGCCUCAGGUCAUGAUCUCACAGUCCGUGAGUUCGAGCGCCGCUUCGGGCUCUGUGCUGACAGCUCAGAGCCUGGAGCCUGCUUCAGAUUCUGUGUCUCCCUCUCUCUCUGACCUUCCCCCGUUCAUGCUCUGUCUCUGUCUCAAAAAUAAAUAAACAUUAA